Messenger RNA from Coprinopsis cinerea okayama7#130, 1083 nucleotides. RefSeq lists its product as hypothetical. NCBI's taxonomy places the organism in Eukaryota, Fungi, Basidiomycota, Agaricomycetes, Agaricales, Psathyrellaceae. The record is from RefSeq and is a predicted model, not a curated record. The transcript is spliced from 2 exons. The coding region runs from base 1 to 1083 and encodes 360 amino acids.
AUGGCUACACCCAUAAACCUCGCCGCACGUCAAGAGUGUUCCACUGAAGGCUUAGACUGUGACGGCGACGGGAAGCUCUUGAUCCAGGCCUGGAACGAGGCCAUAGAUGGUAGUCCCGCCUUCCUACUCUUUGCCAGCACUCUAACGACGUUGCUUCUCCCAGUCUUCAAUAGUAUUUGCUCCAACCCUAAUAUCAACUCGCCAUUAUCGUUUACGGUUCCAGAACUAGAACCACCUUCCACCACCCUGGCUGCUACCUAUUCUGCUUCAACCACGACCAACGUUGAUGCCUAUGGUGCUGCAACUGCAGCACCACCGUCAGUAUUUACCUCGGCGGCGGGUGUGAAUUCAGAUGACGAUGACAUUCACCCUGCCGAUGAAGAUGUCGCUGAUGAGUGCUCAUUGGAACUCAAGGAGAUAUUGCAACCCGCCCCUCGGGAACCAUCGCCUGGCUCGGGGACAACUCUGCCACCCUCGAGAGGAGCUGGUCGAGUGAUUUUACCCACCUCAUCUACGACUCCAGGUCCUGCGCAGACACCUGCACGCGCCCUACUCACGGUCACCUUCAUCACAGACGGAGCACCUCCAACGACGGGUUCUGCCUCUCGCAGCUCCGGCACCCCUCAGGCCCAAGCCACGGUGGUAACGGGGGACGAACCAGAGACGGUGGCAGACUCGGAUACGACGUACACGCCCACACUUAGGCUGACGCCGACUCCGGCUUCCAUGGUCGUGGUGUCCACGAUCACAUCCUCCGGGCUCACAAGUACAGUGCUGACAACGAUCGUUCGGACACUACCUGCGGAUCCCGGUUCUGGUGAAAUGGUGCAAAUUGCGAGCAGCCGGGUCGAGAGGCCCCUGCGACCUAAUACGCGCCCCGCCGUAGCAGAGACCCCGAUGGAAGAUAGCGCUAUCAGUCAACGCAGAUCUGGAUCUUCUGCGACGUCAGCGUCUGUUCCAACAGCCGGAACAAAACUGGACUCGGACGAGUCGGAUGCGUCCAGGGGAAGAUAUAGUAUUUCGAGGAUAUCAAGUCCUGUGGCCGUUGCAUUUUUGUUUAUCAUUUUACACGCACUUUCAUGA